Messenger RNA from Frieseomelitta varia, 1177 nucleotides. RefSeq lists its product as uncharacterized. The record is from RefSeq and is a predicted model, not a curated record. The coding region runs from base 730 to 1134 and encodes 134 amino acids. The transcript is spliced from 2 exons. Lineage: Eukaryota; Metazoa; Arthropoda; Insecta; Hymenoptera; Apidae.
AUACAGAAUACAUCCUUAUCUUAUAUAUCUUUAUCUCGCAAAAUCGACUAGAGGAAUGUUUUUGAUCGACUUAGAUGAUGUUCAAGUGAAGAUUUUAAAGUCAAGUGAAAUAGAACUUUAAAAUAUUUUUCUUCGUGAUAUUUGUUGAGACAAACUCGAGUCACGUAUGAUAUCAUUUAUUGCUGAAAAAAAAUCUAAAAUUACGUAUAAAUUAGUUAACUAAGUCUAAAUCUUAAUUAAGUCUGAUAGCUAUAGUAUUUGUAAUAAAAUGACACAUAAUAAACCGAGAUCCGGAUUCCUGAAGUUGAGAUUCACACGCGAAAUAAAGACCACUAAUUGUUGACUACUGUACAAUUUCACGGAAUUUUAUUAGAGCAAGAUAAAACUUUCCAUUUGAUAACUUCUUGAUAUAAAAAUGUUGCGUGGGCUCUUUUGGUCGUGCUUAAAAUAAAUGAAACGUAUAUAGUUUGGAAACAUAUUGUGAAACUUGAAACAAAGACACAUGGAAAGAUAGGGUCCUAAAGUGUCCAAAAGAUGUCAGGCAACAAUUUAAACAAGUGCCAUAACAUAACAUAAUGCCACAUAACAAGAAACAAAAGGUUAUAACCUUGACAUGUACGUGAGCUAAUAGCUGAUCAAAAUAAGAAAGAGGAAUAUAGGAAUUCAAAUUUAGAUAAUUGGAAGGUUCAGUUAUAUUUAAACGAAAAAUUUAAUUCAGUGCAACAAAAUAUGGAUUUUGCCGUACACGAACAGAAUUCCUGCACAAGUCAAAGUAAUAUAAUCAGAGUAGAAAAUCAUGGAAAUUAUGAAGUCAUAGAUAACAAUUCUGACAAUUGGAAUAAGGAAAUAAGUCAAAAUGAUAUUCCAACUACUUCAUGUGCAACAUCUCAACGACAUAAAAAAAAUUCAUGUAAUCAAAAAGAAUUGCAAAAUAAAAUGUUGGAAGAAGCUUUAUUACAUAGAGUGGCCAUAAGAAAAGCUGCAGAAUUAGAACUAAAACGUAAAAUCUUGGAAUUAGAAAGAUUACAGUGGGAGUUUCAGAGAGAUAAACAUCAAAGUGAUGUCCGUUGGGGUUAUGAUGUUCGUGCGAUGCACUAUCGGGAAGAAAAAAUAAAACGUUUGAAGGAGCAUUGAUCUAAUUUUCUAAUAUCUAAUUUUAAACAAUAAAUUUUACCUG